Molecule: messenger RNA, 3791 nt
Organism: Trifolium pratense (red clover)
Lineage: Eukaryota; Viridiplantae; Streptophyta; Magnoliopsida; Fabales; Fabaceae
Product: receptor-like protein kinase FERONIA
Exons: 2
Coding region: 831-3302 (823 amino acids)
Biological process (GO): protein autophosphorylation
Cellular component (GO): plasmodesma; plasma membrane
Molecular function (GO): ATP binding; transmembrane receptor protein tyrosine kinase activity
Source: RefSeq, a predicted model, not a curated record
AGUAGAAAAAUCUCGAUUCUACUACUUUGACAAAAGUUGAACAAAUAUUCUAUUUGUUUGACAAGUUCCAUUAUUACAUGCAUCUCCUUGCCGAUGCUGUCGAUGCUAUUGAAAGUAAACAGCUAAUCAUCAUUCCUUUGAUGACUAUUGUACUAAAAAUUCCUAAUCAUGUGAGAAAGGGAGAAAAGGGAGAAAGUUCUUCUUGUGUAACAUCUGAUGUCUUCCCCUUCUCAAAGGUGCAUGCUGAGGAGAUGUGCAGACUCCUCUCACUCAUGAAGGACAAGCUUUGUUCGACUUCAUGGCACUAGAUAAACUCCUCCCAUGUAUGAAUGGAUCUGGGUAGUGUUUUAAUUGAAGGCCUAUGCUUCAUUUUUUUUUAAUUCGUUUAGUCUUGUCCCUUCCCCCAAAUUUUAUGGCAGGAUAAUAGGUUAGGGAAUAAGAACAUGGAAAGGUUUUAACUCUUGGGAAAUGCCAGUUUUUUGGUGACUAUUUGUUUGGUCAAAUCUGUUGGUGACUUUUUUUCUUUCUUUCUUUCCCCACUACUAUCCGGCCCACAAGACCGCUUAAUCUGAUUCGGGGGUCAGUUCCAGCAUCAAGUGGUUCGAGCCCUCUCCCGAUCGCCGUUGCGGGGAUCAAAUCGUGAUCCUCCCUACCAAGUCCAGCGCCAAUCACCAGUGUACAAAUCGUUGAUAUAUUGGUUACUUUACAUCAUAUAUAUGUUGAUACAGCUGGAUUUGGUUGGUACCAAAAUAGUCAAAUUGACAAAUUAUUAAAAUAAAUAAAUAUACAAACAUGUGAGUAAACCAAACCUUACUCUGUUCAAUCUCAACAUGAAGGAAACUCAAAUUAUAGUGUCAUCUAGAUUUGUAACUAUCUUUAUUUUGUUCUUUUUCUUCAUUAAUUUAAACUCUUGUGAUUCAGAUUCCAUAAACAUUCCUUCAGACAAAAUCCUCCUUAACUGUGGUUCAUCUGGAUCAUCACCAUUCAAUGGUGUCAAUUGGAUAGGAGACAUUGGAAAAACUUUCUUGUCUCCAUCAUAUGAAACAACUUCAUCAACAACACUCUUACUCUCAAACAUAAACAAAGUAGCACCAAAAAUCCCUUACUCAACAGCAAGAAUAAUUCCUCAUUCUUCAUUCACCUACUCUUUUCCUUUCUCUUCUUCUGGUCUUAAAUUCAUUCGUUUAUAUUUUCUCUCAACUUCAUAUUUACCAAUAAACCCCUCAAACUCUAAGUCCUAUUUUUCAGUCAAAUCUGGUUCUUACACUCUUGUUAACAAUUUCAAUCCAUUACUUGCUGCACAAGAAAUCAACUCACCUUAUAUAACCAAAGAUUUCUUUGUCAGCAUCAAAGAAAAGAUACUCAACAUUACUUUCACUCCGUCUCCUCAAAUUCCCAAAGCUUUUGCUUUUAUAAAUGGAAUUGAAACAUUCUCAGUACCCAAUAAUUUAUUCUCUCAUCAUGCUUCAAAUUCUAAUGUUUCUGUUCCUUACCUUGGACAGAAAGAAAGGUUUUUUCUCAACAAUGAAUGUGCUUUUGAAAAGCUUUACAUGGUUCGCACGGGGAAUGAAGGUGACCCUGAUGUUAAAAAUGCAUUUGGAUCAUGGCUAAAUGAUAGAAACUACAUUUCUGGUUCACAAUAUGGAACUGUUCUUGUCUUGAGAGAUGGUAGAGUUAAUAUGAACGAAAGUUUUCUCAAUUCAAAUGACUAUACCUAUUCAGCACCAGAAAAUGUAUAUUGGUCUGCAAGAACAAUGAGUAGUAGCAGUGGAGAUUCAAACAUGAGGUACAAUUUAACAUGGUCAUUUUCGGUUGAUUCUGGAUUCAAGUAUCUUGUUAGGCUUCAUUUCUGUGAGAUAUCUAUGUUUGUAACAGAUAUUAAUCAGAGGGUUUUCAGUGUUUAUAUAAACAACCAAACAGCUGAGGAAAAAUUGGAUUUAGUUGCUUUGGCUGGUGAACCUUUAAGUCCUUUGUAUAGAGACUAUGUUGUAAAGGUUCCAAUUGAGACUGAGAGAAGGAAAGUUUUCAUGUUGAUCUCACUUCAUCCCAAUUUAGAGUCAAAACCAAAGUAUGCUGAUGCUAUAUUGAAUGGAGUUGAAAUUAGUAAGUUAAGUGAUAGUAAUUAUAAUCUUGCUGCAAGAUUUCAAUUGAAGAAUGAAGAACUUCACAAGAAGAAGAAAUUUCCAGUUUUUAUUGUUGUGGGGGUCAGUACUUUAGGUUCCAUUUUGGGACUUUUCAUAACAUGUUUCAUUCUUAGAAGAAAAGACUGGAGAAAAUUAAAAAUUGGAAGUUUUCAGUUAUUUACAAUGGAUUCUACUGCAAGAAGUGAGGAAAAAGUUCAUGUAAAGGUGAUAUCAGGUAAUUGCUAUCAAUUCACUUUAGCAGAGAUUAUAUCAGCAACAAGUAACUUCAAUGAAGAUCUUGUGAUUGGGGAAGGAGGUUUUGGAAAGGUAUACAAAGGAAUCAUAAUGCUUGAUGGAGUGACUAAUGUGGCCAUAAAGCGCGCUAAACCGAGUUCGCGUCAAGGAUUUAAGGAAUUUCAAAAUGAGAUCAAUUUUCAUUCAUUUUCUCACAUGAACUUAGUUUCAUUGUUGGGCUACUGCCAAGAAAGCAUUGAACUGAUACUUGUGUAUGAAUACAUGACUCAAGGUCCACUUUGUGAUCAUUUGACCAAGAAACAGAAGCAGCCACUUUCAUGGAAUCAAAGACUAGAGAUUUGUAUUGGUGCAGCUAGGGGAAUCCAUUACCUUCAUACAGGCAGAAACAAUCCGGUGAUUCACCGCGACAUCAAGUCGUCAAACAUAUUAUUGGAUCAGAAUUUGGUACCAAAGAUUGCAGAUUUUGGGUUGUCUAGAAUGGUUGAAUCCAUUUACCACACUCAUGUUAGUACUGAGGUUAAAGGUACUUUUGGAUAUUUAGAUCCUGAGUACUAUAAGAGAAGAAAAUUGAGUGAAAAAAGUGAUGUUUAUUCAUUUGGGGUGGUUUUGUUUGAAGUGUUGAGUGGAAGAGGAGCAGUGAAUCCUACGGCAGUGGAAGAGGAAAAUGAGAAAGUUGGAUUGGUAGAAUGGGCUAUGCAUUGCUAUCAAUUAGGAACUAUUGAUAGAUUGGUUGAUUCUUGUUUAGAAGGAAAUAUAAGGUUGGAAUGCUUAAUGGACUUUGUGGAAAUUGGUAUCAAGUGUUUGGCUAACAAGAGUGCAGAUAGGCCAACUAUAGGAGAGGUGCUGAGUAGUUUGGAGAAAACUCUUUCCUUGCAGAAAAGUUUGGAGGGGCAGGAAAUCAAUGCAGUCAAGAUGGAUAUGUAGCAUCGACACUAUAGUAUAGAUUGAAUGUGUGAUUGUUGUUCAACAUUUGUCGGUAUCCAACACUACGCCUGCACAUGUGGUUACAUUUUGUAGAUUAUUCUCUUUUUUGUUGGGUUACCAUGAAUCCAUGAUAUAAGUAGGUACAAGGAUUUCGCUGCUGUUAGCAAUGAUCAAUCUCUGUCGAAGAACAUGUGGGGCACACAUAAUACGUUAUCCCCUUUCAACCAGAAAUUUUCCAUACAUAGGAGUCAAAAAUCAAAUCCCGACAAUUAGCUUAAAGAGCCAAGACCCUUACUACUUAUUUAUUAUGCUUGAUAUAGUUUUCUAAGUUUACUAUUUUUCCUUUCUCGAUCGGAGUUGGGAUCAUUGUAUAAUUUUACACAACCUCAUUGUAUAAUAUAAGCCAUUCAUUUUAAAUCAUUUAAGUUGCAAAAAAAAAUAAAAAAAAAUCAUCCUUAUUAGUUUUUACUAGUACUAGUGAUUACUUGU